Nelumbo nucifera (sacred lotus) is the source of this 3415-nucleotide messenger RNA. RefSeq names its product RNA-metabolising metallo-beta-lactamase family protein. The record is from RefSeq and is a predicted model, not a curated record. Lineage: Eukaryota; Viridiplantae; Streptophyta; Magnoliopsida; Proteales; Nelumbonaceae.
GAGACGUUGCCGUCGUCCCUCAAAAACGAUAAGAAAGAUAUUUCUUAUCCAUACAAAAAUCCUGGGCACCCUUUCCAUUUCCCGCUUCAAGCUCUCAUCCUCUGCAUCUGCCCUGGUUUUUGCUAGGGUGCCUAAAUUCCUCCAAAACGAAGUGCAUUUAGAGUUCCGAAUCUCUUCUUCUUCUUCUGUUGAUUUUGCUUUUAGGGUUUUCUCCUUAUCCGUGCAUUUUAUACUGAGCUUUUGAGUAACUUAUAUUUGAGUCGAGAUGGCUGCUUUGAGUGCUCUUUCUCUUUGCCCUUCUAGGUUUUCAUGUCGACCAAAUCCAAGAAGAGCUUCCAUUUGUUGCUCUGUUGACGCUCCUAUCGUGACAGGUACUCGGGGGUCAAAAAUUCCUCAUAAGAGAUCUGGAAGAAUGGAAGGGCCUGGAAAAAGUAUGGAGGAUUCUGUUCAGCGCAAAAUGGAACAAUUUUAUGAAGGGUCUAAUGGGCCACCUCUCCGUGUUCUCCCCAUAGGCGGCCUUGGUGAAAUUGGGAUGAAUUGCAUGCUUGUAGGGAACCAUGAUCGUUAUAUCUUGAUUGAUGCUGGUGUUAUGUUUCCAGACUAUGAUGAGCUUGGAGUCCAGAAAAUCAUACCUGAUACAGCGUUCAUCAAAAGAUGGAGCCAUAAAAUUGAAGCAGUUGUUAUAACGCAUGGUCAUGAAGAUCACAUUGGUGCGUUGCCUUGGGUUAUCCCAGCUUUGGAUCCUAAUACACCAAUAUUUGCUUCAUCCUUCACAAUGGAGCUUAUUAAGAAGCGAUUGAAGGAGUUUGGAAUUUUUGUUCCAUCUCGGCUGAAGAUGUUUAGGACAAGGAAGAAAUUUAUAGCUGGGCCUUUUGAAGUAGAACCCAUCAGGGUUACACAUUCCAUUCCUGAUUGUUGUGGAUUGGUGCUUCGAUGUGCUGAUGGCACAAUUCUUCAUACAGGGGACUGGAAAAUAGAUGAGUCACCAUUAGAUGGAAAAACUUUUGACCGUGAAGCUCUGGAGGAACUCUCAAAAGAAGGAGUUACACUGAUGAUGAGCGACUCAACAAAUGUGCUAUCACCUGGAAGGACCAUUAGUGAGGCAGUUGUAGCAGAUGCAUUAUUAAGACAUAUUUCAGCUGCUAAAGGAAGAGUUAUUACUACACAGUUUGCAUCUAACAUACAUCGUCUUGGUAGUGUAAAAGCUGCAGCUGAUUUAACUGGCCGGAAGUUGGUAUUUGUUGGCAUGUCUUUAAGGACAUACUUGGAUGCUGCCUGGAAGGAUGGAAAAGCACCAAUUGAUCCAUCAACUCUGGUGAAGGUGGAAGAUAUUGAUACGUAUAAUCCGAAAGAUUUGCUAAUUGUUACUACAGGCUCACAGGCAGAACCUCGUGCUGCCCUGAACCUUGCAUCAUAUGGAAGUAGUCAUUCCCUCAAAUUGAACAAGGAGGAUGUGAUUUUAUAUUCAGCUAAGGUAAUUCCUGGGAAUGAGAUUCGGGUAAUGAAAAUGAUGAACCGGAUAGCUGAACUUGGUUCUACAAUUGUAAUGGGGAAAAAUGAGGGGCUGCACACAUCUGGUCAUGGGUAUCGUGGAGAACUGGAGGAAGUGCUUAAGAUUGUGAAGCCGCAACAUUUUCUACCCAUCCAUGGAGAACUCCUGUUCCUGAAAGAGCAUGAAUUACUUGGGAAAUCAACUGGCAUCCGGCACACUGCUGUUAUUAAGAAUGGGGAAAUGCUUGGGGUUUCACACCUGAGGAACAGAAGAGUUCUAUCGAAUGGUUUUAUUUCCUUGGGAAAGGAAAAUUUACAGUUGAUGUAUAAUGAUGGUGAUAAAGCAUUUGGAACAUCCACAGAACUCUGCAUUGAUGAGAGGUUAAGAAUAGCAUUGGAUGGUAUUAUAGUUGUCAGCAUGGAAGUUUUACGCCCACAAAAUGUGGAUGGCCUACUUGAAAGAAAAAUCAAGGGGAAAAUAAGAAUCACAACGCGUUGCUUAUGGCUUGACAAAGGGAAACUUUUAGAUGCACUAUAUAAAGCUGCCCAUGCUGCAUUAUCUAGCUGUCCUGUAAACUGCCCCCUAGCUCACAUGGAAAGAACAGUGUCUGAGGUAUUAAGGAAGAUGGUAAGAAAAUACAGUAGUAAAAGGCCUGAAGUCAUUGCAAUUGCUGUGGAGAGCACAACUGGAGUUCUAUCUGAUGAGAUUAAUGUAAGAUCAUCUAGCAAGUCCCAUGUUGGCUUUGGGCUAUUGGGGUUAAAUAAAAUAGUUGAUGAGCAUCCCAGAAAGAGGAGGUCAAGCAGGAAGCUGGAGGAAGCAGGCAGUGGCAAUACUCACUUGGAGAAAGAUAUUUCUGUGCAACACGAAAUUGCAGGUGAGGUUGAUGGGCAAUUACUAUCUGAGGAGGAGGAGGCAACAAUGUCAAGCUCAGAUUUAGAAGUCUCAUCUUCUCCCACUGCAGAAAAUUCGGAUGAUUUUUGGAAUUUAUUUGUAACACCAUCCCCUCUUGAGCACCUAGGAAAGGUUGAAAAUGGUUCCAUUAGAAAAGAGGAACAUCUGGAGCUUAAUAAAGAUGGAACAAAAAGUAGAGGAGAGGGCUCUGCUGAAUUGGCAAGUCCUCAAUCAGCAUCUUCCAAGCCUGCGAAACGGAAUAAAUGGAUGCCUGAAGAGAUUAUGAAACUAAUCAAAAUGCGUGGGGAAUUAGAUAGCAGAUUCCAAGUUGUCAAGGGGAGAAUGGUCCUUUGGAAGGAGAUAUCUGCAAACUUAUUGGUUUAUGGGAUAAAUCGAACCCCAGGCCAGUGCAAAUCUCUUUGGGCAUCACUAAUUCAGAAAUAUGAGCAGGAAAUUAGGAUUGGUAAGAAAAGCAAGAAAAGUUGGCCAUACUUUGAUGAAAUGGAGAAGAUUUUAUUGGGUCGUGAGGCAACAAGUACAAAAUGAACCGUCAUAUGGUCAACUAUGAGCUUCACAAAAAAUUGGGGGAGUUCUCAGCAGAGAUGCAAAUUUUGUCUUUCUGCUCAAUGAUCUGCUAUAACAAGGAAAAAAUCAUGAUAAAAUAAGGCUUCUAUGAAAUUUUCCAUGCAUAUAAAAUCAGCAGUUGCCCAUUAUUUGUAGCCGACCCCAUAUAGUUGGGACAAGCCUUGGUUGAGUUGUGUCACGCAUUAUUUGUAGAAAUUCUUGCAUGAGAUUUUUUUUCCUUUUUCUUUUGAACAGAUGGUGGCCAAUGUGUUGGGAUUCUGGGAAGCCUUGUUCGGACAUUCUUUCGACUACACUGUCAAAAGAAAGUAGGAAUCUGUUUAAGCUGAGACGCCACAUGUAUAACCAUCUGAUUUGGCCUUUGUUUUUCUUGAAUGUUUAUCCUUUUUUAUUCUAGUUGUCAAACAACUGUUAUUUUUUAGAUAGCUAUGGUAAUCUGAUUUGAUGGAC